AUGCCUGAGAAAACUGCUAUACUAGACCCUCCUGUCAACUUGUCAGAUGCUACAAAUACUUCCUCCACUGCUUCAAACACAAAGAAAAGAGUUCGAACUGGUUGUUUGAAUUGUCGAAAAAAGCACAAAAAAUGUGACGAGACAAAACCAAUAUGUAAAACUUGUCAACUAAAGAAUGAACAUUGUGAAUGGCCAACUCCAAAGCUCAAAAGAUCAAGUUCAAGAAGAUCCUCUCAUGGUCAUCCAACCAUUUCAAUCCCACCAGUAUCAAGUGCAACACAAAAUUACCCAAUCUAUUCAAGACCAAUCCCUAGCCAACCUGUUUUGCAACCUCAAACAACAAUGAAAAGACAAAGAAUAGAGGGAACUUCACCUCUGGAACAGCAACAUACUCUGAUUCAACCACAGCAGCAGCAACAAGCUCAACCACCUCCCUCUUCGUUUCCCCCACCUCAACUGUCUCAAUACCUGCCAUCUUAUGAACCACAGAAACCAAGAAGAAUAUCUGCAGAUUUAUCUUCAUAUUCAUUAGGAAAUCAAUAUCAACAACAACCACCAUCAUCUUCAGAAUCAUUCCUGGAUCAACAACAGCAACAACAACAACAACAACAACAACUUCCGGCUCCUCCAAGACUAAACCUCAAUAACCUACUCAACACCCACCAUGAACCAUCUGCAAUACCUAAAAGAAUCUCUGUUGAUUCUUCAGAAACUCAAGUUUCAAACUCAUCCUUAACAAAUGGAACAGAUGUAUCACCAAUAUCAAAUAAUACCACUUUAUUAGAUAUCUCAACUUUUAAAAUCCUCACUACAUCAUUAUCACAUUUUUUCAAAACUGAACAACAAUUACAACAAUUCCCCAAUAUGAACUUGGUUUCAUCAAUUUCACCAUACGAACAAGUUUCAUUAUUGGAAACUUUUAAUACUGGAAUAGCACCAAGAUUAAACAUUUUAGAUUCUCAUUUCAUCAAAUAUGAAAUCCCUCAAAUUUCUAAAGAGAGUCCAUGUGUUAAAAAUGCAAUGUUUGCAACUUCAUGUUUUUUAUUAAAAGAUUUCACAAGGGGGUUUAAAUUUUAUUCAGCAAGUGUAAACAAUAUCCACACAAGUAGUUGGUUAGAAAAAUGCAUAACUGGAAUGUUGUUAACUUUAAUAAGUACUAUGGUUUUAGAUGUGGAGGAUUGGAGAUUUCAUAUACGUGAUUAUUUAUUGUUCUUGGAAAGAACUAUAUCAACUAAUGGGAUGGAUCAUGGUAUACCUGAAUGUUAUUGGUGGGCUGUAUUAACGGAUAUUAAUGGGUUGGAUAUUGGUGAAGAUACUACAGUUUCAAUAAUUGAAGAUAACAAUAAGAAUAAUGAAGUUAGUGAAAUUAUUAAAUUAUUAGCAAUGACUGUUAAUUUAAUAAGUAUGGAUUUUAUUGAUUUUGAUACAAGAUGGGAAAUCUUGUGGAAUAAAGUUGAUGAUUGGUUUGAAUCAAGAUCAAAAAAUUUGAUUUCAAUCUUACAUUUUGCUGAUUUAGAUGAUUCUUUAUUCCCUUUAUUAGUUUAUGGGUCAGGUUCUUCAGCUUUAUCUCUGCAAUUAUAUCAUACUUUAAUGAUUUUAUUAAUUCAAAAUAAACCAAGAUUAUUCAAACUUUCAAAUAUUAAAAAUUCCAAAAAUUUUCAUCAAGUAACUUGGUAUGCCAAAAAUAUCAUUGGAAUUAAUUUGAAUAAUCAAUCUUUACAAUGUUGGAAUAAUUCAAAUCAAUGUAUUUGGAUAGCUGGCAAAUUAUUAACUCAUCAAGAUGAACAUAAAUUAAUUUUAAAUUUAAUUAAUGAUGUUGAAUUGAAAAUUGGUCAUCAUUGUUUUAAAUAUAAAUCACAAGAUUUGAAAAAUUAUUGGGAUCAUGAUAAAUCAGAUUUAUAA
Molecule: messenger RNA, 1902 nt
Organism: Hansenula anomala
Lineage: Eukaryota; Fungi; Ascomycota; Saccharomycetes; Phaffomycetales; Wickerhamomycetaceae
Product: Zn(II)2Cys6 transcription factor domain-containing protein
Exons: 1
Coding region: 1-1902 (633 amino acids)
Biological process (GO): positive regulation of transcription by RNA polymerase II
Cellular component (GO): nucleus
Molecular function (GO): transcription cis-regulatory region binding; DNA-binding transcription factor activity, RNA polymerase II-specific; zinc ion binding
Source: RefSeq, a predicted model, not a curated record